AUGUCUUUACCAGCUACUUUUGACUUGACCCCUGAAGACGCCCAAUUGUUGUUGGCUGCCAACGUUCACCUUGGUUCCAAGAACGUUCAAGUUCACCAAGAACCAUACGUCUUCAAGACCAGACCAGACGGUGUUAACGUUGUUAACGUUGGUAAGACCUGGGAAAAGAUUGUCUUGGCCGCCAGAAUCAUCGCUGCCAUCCCAAACCCUGAAGAUGUCGUCGCCAUCUCUUCCAGAACCUACGGUCAAAGAGCUGUUCUAAAGUUCUCCGCUCACACCGGUGCUACUGCCAUUGCUGGUAGAUUCACUCCAGGUUCUUUCACCAACUACAUCACCCGUUCUUUCAAGGAACCAAGAUUGGUGAUUGUUACCGACCCAAGAUCCGAUGCUCAAGCCAUCAAGGAAUCUUCUUACGUCAACAUCCCAGUCAUUGCUUUGACCGACUUGGACUCUCCUUCCGAAUAUGUUGACGUCGCUAUCCCAUGCAACAACAAGGGUAAGCACUCUAUUGGUUUGAUCUGGUACUUGUUGGCCAGAGAAGUCUUGAGACUAAGAGGCUCCUUGGUUGACAGAACUCAACCAUGGUCCAUCAUGCCAGACUUGUACUUCUACAGAGACCCAGAGGAGGUUGACCAACAGGUGGCUGAGGAAACCGCCACUGCUGUCGACGAGGAGGCCAAGGAAGACGUUGCUGCUGAAGAGCAAACCGAAGCCGCCGACUGGGCCGAAGGUAACACCGAAGAAGUUGCCUCUUGGUAA
This is a messenger RNA of Lachancea dasiensis, 759 nucleotides long. NCBI's taxonomy places the organism in Eukaryota, Fungi, Ascomycota, Saccharomycetes, Saccharomycetales, Saccharomycetaceae. The record is from the annotation of a GenBank genome assembly.